CUCACUUUGUUACUAAUAUGACCAUCAACGCCAACCACACAAUGUCUCCUCCUCCUUCUUCUUCUCUUCUUUCUUCAUAAAUCUCCAUCAACACACACAUCCAUGAGCAGCAGCUUCUCUCUAAUGGCUGCAUUUCAUCUCUAUACAACAUUACUUGUUCUCUUAUUAUCUUUAUUCACCAUUAAAGCAUUUUCAUUCACAGUUCUCGAUCAUCAAAACACAUACAUAGUUCAGAUUCAACAUGAUGAGAAACCAUCAGUUUUUCCCACUUUUAAACACUGGUAUGAAUCUACUCUCAACUCUGUCUCUUUAUCUGUAGAAUUAUCUGAAAACAAUAAUGACGAACCCGGUUUUAAAUCCCGUUCGCAUCAGAAUAAUAUAAACGGCCAAAGUACCAGUAGAAUUAUUCAUACAUAUGAGAAAGUAUUCCAUGGUUUUUCAGUAAAGUUGACACCAUUAGAAGCAACAAAACUCGAAAAACUUUCCGGUGUAAUUGCGGUAAUACCCGAACAAGUACGUCAGAUUCAAACAACUAGAUCGCCGCAGUUUCUUGGGUUAAAAACUAAAGACAGCUCCGGGUUGUUGAAAGAAUCUGAUUUUGGUUCGGAUUUAGUUAUUGGAGUGCUAGAUACCGGAAUUUGGCCGGAACGGAAAAGUUUUCAUGACAGAGAUUUGGGUCCGGUACCGUUGAGAUGGAAAGGCGAAUGUGUGGCCACAAAAGAUUUUGGCCCUCACACUUGUAACCGGAAAUUGAUCGGAGCCAGGUAUUUCAGUGCCGGUUACGAAUCGACGAAUGGGAAAAUGAAUGAGAGCUCCGAGUUGCGGUCGCCGCGGGAUACCGACGGUCACGGCACUCAUACGGCUUCGAUUGCGGCGGGGCGGUAUGUUUUUCCAGCAUCAACUCUUGGGUAUGCUCGUGGUGUAGCUGCAGGAAUGGCGCCUAAGGCUCGCCUUGCUGUUUAUAAAGUUUGCUGGACUGCUGGUUGCUAUGAUGCGGAUAUCUUAGCGGCUUUUGACGCCGCUGUAUCGGAUGGCGUCGAUGUUAUUUCUUUGAGUGUUGGUGGUGUUGUUGUUCCGUAUUAUCUCGAUUCGAUUGCAAUUGGGGCUUUUGGUGCUUCUGAUCACGGUGUUUUUGUUUCGGCCUCGGCGGGGAAUAGCGGUCCUGGAGGACUCAGUGUAACAAAUGUUGCACCAUGGGUUACGACUGUCGGUGCAGGUACAAUUGAUAGAGAUUUUCCAGCUCAUGUUAAGCUUGGUAAUGGCAAGGUAAUUCCAGGGAUGAGUAUUUACGGUGGUCGCGGAUUGUCUCCGGGGAAACAAUAUCAGCUUGUUUAUGCUGGUAGCGGUGAAGGUAGCGGUGGUGACGGAUAUUCAUCUUCGUUGUGUUUAGAAGGCUCUUUGGACCCUAAAUUUGCAAAAGGGAAAAUUGUUUUAUGCGAUAGAGGCAUGAUUUCGCGCGAAACGAAAGGCGAAGUUGUGAAGAAAUCCGGCGGAGUCGGUAUGAUUAUAGCUAAUGGUGUUUUUGAUGGGGAAGGUCUAGUUGCUGAUUGUCAUGUUUUGCCGGCAACUUCAGUUGGAGCUUCAGGUGGCGAGGAGAUCCGCAAGUAUAUGGCGUCUUGCUCCAAGACCAGGACUAAGCCUACAGCUACUAUACUAUUCAAGGGUACUCGAUUAAGAGUUAGGCCGGCUCCGGUUGUUGCAUCGUUUUCGGCUCGCGGUCCUAAUCCGGAAUCACCUGAUAUUUUGAAGCCUGAUGUUAUUGCACCUGGUUUGAACAUACUUGCGGCUUGGCCUGACCGUGUCGGUCCGUCCGGGCUUCCUACCGAUAAACGGAGAACCGAGUUCAAUAUACUUUCAGGCACUUCCAUGGCAUGUCCUCAUGUGUCUGGUUUGGCUGCAUUGUUGAAAGCUGCGCAUCCGGAAUGGAGUCCUGCUGCAAUACGGUCUGCUUUGAUGACCACUGCAUACACGGUUGAUAACCGCGGCGAGACAAUGCUUGACGAAUCUACAGGCAAUACAUCGACAGUUAUGGAUUUUGGUGCAGGUCAUGUUCAUCCACAAAAAGCUAUGGAUCCUGGUCUAGUAUACGACAUUUCAUCCUACGAUUACGUCGAUUUCCUCUGCAACUCGAAUUACACCGGGCGGAAUAUCAUGACGAUAACCCGGAAAAACGCAGACUGCAAAGGCGCAAGAAAAGCCGGUCACAGCGGCAACUUGAAUUACCCGUCCAUGACGGCUGUUUUUCAACAAUACGGCAAGAAGAAAAUGUCAACACACUUUAUCCGUUCCGUGACAAACGUUGGUGACGCGAAAUCGGUUUAUCGGGUCACAAUCAAACCUCCAAGAGGGAUCAGAGUGACAGUGAAACCAAUGAUUCUUGUUUUCAGAAGGAUGGGCCAGAAACUGAAUUUUGUUGUCAGGGUUGAAGCAAGACAGGUGAACUUAACUGCAGGGAGUUCACUUGUGAGAAGUGGUUCGAUACAUUGGAAAGACGGUAAACAUGUUGUAACCAGUCCCAUUGUGGUCACAAUGCAAGAACCACUUUGAGAUUUCGUCUUUUAAGUUUUGUUGGUAAUGAAGCAAUAGAUACAGAUAUUAUGUAUAAGAAGACUACAGAUGCCUCUCUAGAAGAGAGAGCGUUUAGUCGUUGAGUAUUGGUGCGCGCUCAUCGAUGCUCGAUCUAGUUUCUAGGAACCGUUAAGAAGAAUGUAAUUGAGGUUUUUCUAUUCCAGAAAAAGCUGAUCAGUGAAGUGAAGUUUUGUGUAUAGUGGAGGAAUAGCAUAAGCAAGAAUGUCUGUAUAAAUGUUGCUUAUAUUAAGCAACAUUGCAAGAGAAAAACGUGGAAUCAUGCAUUGUUUGUUGGAC
Messenger RNA from Papaver somniferum (opium poppy), 2865 nucleotides. Its product is annotated as subtilisin-like protease SBT1.5. Gene Ontology annotation, molecular function: serine-type endopeptidase activity. The transcript has a single exon. The record is from RefSeq and is a predicted model, not a curated record. The coding region runs from base 103 to 2547 and encodes 814 amino acids. Gene Ontology annotation, biological process: proteolysis. Lineage: Eukaryota; Viridiplantae; Streptophyta; Magnoliopsida; Ranunculales; Papaveraceae.